Molecule: messenger RNA, 4038 nt
Organism: Lottia gigantea (owl limpet)
Lineage: Eukaryota; Metazoa; Mollusca; Gastropoda; Lottiidae
Exons: 11
Cellular component (GO): cell periphery; cell septum
Molecular function (GO): chitin synthase activity
Source: RefSeq, a predicted model, not a curated record
AAAACAUGGGACAUUUUUCGUAUGGUGAAAGAGGAUCGUGACAGUACCUUGGAUGAUCCCACAUUGAGUUUGGUGAGAAAGAUCGUCAAAGUGACGGUUGGGAUAUUUUUAACUUUAGCAGUGUUGAUGUCCACAGUGCUCAGUAAACUUUCUUUGUUAUUAAUCACUUCCAAUAUCUAUAAUAAUAUGACGUUAAAGUGCUAUGAUGGAAUAUUCGAGGAAACCAAAGUGUGUUCUGAAAAAUUACCAGUCUUUAAUAACGUGACUAUAUACGAGAUCAACCAGACCGUUGAGAUUAGAUGGAUUUGGGCUUUAUUCGCUUGUGUUGUGAUACCAUAUGUGUUCAAUUUUGGUCGUUCUAUGUGGAGGAUGUGUUUUAAAAGCACGAGGAAUCCAACAUGGGGCGUUUUAUUGGCGGUAUUACUUUUCGAAUCAAUCCACUCCACAGGUAUCUGUAUAUUUACCUUUCACCUGUUGCCACACAUUGAUUCUUUACGUGGCUUGGUCCUCAUGCUAGGGGUUGCCUUCAUACCGUCCUGUCUAAAAUUAUUUGACUGCCAGGAGGAAGGUGGUCGCUCAAUUGGUGUCAUUGCGUUAGACGUCAUCGCCUUAAUUAUUCAAGCUUCUGCGUUACUGUUAUGGACGAUAAAAAACGUUGCUUUAGGUGUAGACACAGAUGAAAAUUGGUCAAUACCUAUAUCGUUGUUCCUAAUAAGUUUUGGAUGGUGGGAAAACUACAUUAAUCGUUUUACAUGUUUGGGUCCGCUCGGUCGUCACUUACUUAAACUAAAGAAAUCCAUCCGUCGUAUGAGGACUAAAGUGUAUACCUUAGUCAGUUUGUGGAAGAUAAUUUUAACUCUUGGUAUUAUGACCGUUGUUGUAAGCCGUGGACAGCUGGCCUGUAUGAAAGUCCUAUAUUUUCUUGCUGAUCCGUUCAAUAACCCUUCCGAAUGUCCCAGACUAGUGUAUGCCUUCGGUACCGCUGUUUCCUACGAUUCUAAUGUUCUUAGUAAUCCGUUUUGGGUGAUGUUGUUUCAAGUGUUUGCCUGUCUCCUUUGUUAUUCGUUUGCUAAAUCUGCAUGUAAAAUACUGCUGCAAGUGGGUAGUUUCGCUUUACCUUUAGUGUUAUCAAUGCCUAUUAUGAUUGGAACGCUAAUUAGUAGUUGUGAAUCAUGGAAAGGGACUUCUGGUGCUGCUAAUUCAACUUCAACAUCGUGGUUAUCUGUGCUCCCAAGUGAUAUUUAUUGGAACUGUCAUGCGCCCGGGGAAUCUGAUAAUUAUUUGUGGACGUUGCUGGCUGAUUACUAUAUCGUCAUAGCCUUGGCUUGGUGGCUGUCCUUUAUGUGGGUAGCUGUGCAUAUUUGGUUUCCAAGAGUUGAGCGACUUGUUCAAACAGAAAGAUUGUUUGUACAGACCAUGUAUUGUGGUAUAUGUUUGGAGCAAAGUUUGAUAUUGAACAGAAGGCGAGAUGAUAAAGACCGUGAUAAACAGAGAAAUGCUCUUGGCAUCCUUCAACUAGAGCCAGAUGAAGAAACCGUCCAGCAGCAGACUAGGGGUUCUUUAAGAACUGAUGUAACACCAAUGCUGUAUGUUUGUGCUACAAUGUGGCAUGAAACGGACAAUGAAAUGAUGCAAAUUUUGACAUCAAUAUUUAGAUUGGAUCUGGACCAGUGUACUAGAAAACACGCCUACUUGUUUUUUGAUGUUAUGGAUCCAGAUUACUAUGAAUUUGAAGCUCAUAUUUUCUUUGAUGAUGCUUUCGAAAGCCACGAAGAUGAAGAAUUUGAAUAUCAGACCAACGCCUUUGUUAAACAAUUGGUUAGCGUUGUGGAAAGAGCUGCUAGUGCUGUUCAUCGUGUCCAGGUCAAGAUGGAAAGUCCUGCUAAGUAUCCAACACCUUAUGGUGGCCGCCUAGAGUGGCAUCUUCCCGGGCAGAAUAAACUCAUUUGUCAUAUGAAAGAUAAAGCUAAAAUAAGACUUAGAAAGCGAUGGAGUCAGGUUAUGUACAUGUAUUACUUAUUGGGACACAGAUUGGUUGGGCAGCCUUUACCAGAUGCUCGACGUAAACAGACUAUCGCUGAUAAUACUUAUAUCCUUACAUUAGACGGUGACGUUGACUUUAAACCAUCCGCAGUUCAGCUUCUUGUGGAUAGGAUGAAGAAAAACGAUAAAGUCGGUGCCGCUUGUGGAAGAAUUCAUCCUAUUGGAACAGGUCCAAUGGUGUGGUAUCAGAAGUUUGAGUAUGCUGUUAGUCACUGGCUUCAAAAGGCCACCGAACAUAUGAUAGGGUGUGUCAUGUGUAGCCCCGGUUGUUUCAGUUUGUUUCGAGGUUCGGCUAUUAUGGACGAUAAUGUAAUGAGAAAAUAUGCUACUUUGUCCACAGAGGCUGCUCAUUAUGUCCAGUAUGAUCAAGGCGAGGAUAGAUGGUUGUGUACAUUGAUGUUACAACAAGGGUAUCGAGUUGAGUAUUGUGCUGCGGCCGAUGCUUACACAUACUGUCCAGAAGGAUUUAACGAAUUCUUCAACCAGAGACGAAGAUGGUCACCAUCAACCAUGGCUAAUAUCAUGGAUUUUCUUGCUAAUUGGAGAGGCAUGAUCCGCAAGAAUGAGAACAUCUCUUGUCUGUAUGUGAUGUACCAAUUACUUCUGUUCUUUUCUUCCAUUGUAACACCUGGAACGACUUUUCUGCUGAUUGUUGGUGCUAUCAAUAUGGCUUUCCCCACCUUAGAUCUACUAGAUGCAUUGUUAGCUAAUCUGGCGCCUAUUGGGUUGUUUAUGGUAGUUUGUUUUGUGGCAAAGCCAGAGUGGCAGCUUCGUAUGGCAGCUAUCCUUUCUGGUGUUUAUGCUUUGGUGAUGAUGUUGGUAGUGGUUGGAUUAGCUCUCUCAGUUAAGGCAGAGGGACUUUGUUCUCCAGCAACAAUUUUCAUGAUCUUCCUUAUAGCUGUAUUCAUGAUAGCAGCUAUUCUUCAUCCAAUGGAGUUCCUGAACAUAUUUUAUGGUGUCUUGUACGUUUUAGCUAUUCCUAGUAUGUCGAUGUUACUGAUGAUUUACUCAAUGUGUAACCUACACGUGGUAUCAUGGGGAACCAGAGAAACGGCCACUGCUGUACCAUUAAACGCCAAGAAUUUGAAAAAGAAUAAAGAUGGAAAACUGCAGUCUCUGUUGAAUAUGUUCGCAAGCAACAAAACUGAACUUAAGAGUGAAUAUGGUUUUUCUUUUGGAAACUUGUUUCGAUGCAUAUGUUGCCCAAAGAAAGUAGAAAAUGCGGAAGAGGUACGAUUUGGGGUAAUACUUGACAAGCUUUCAAAGAUUGAGAGUGCUGUCGGUGCUUUCCGUAAUGGCUAUCAAUCCGUUCCGAACAGCCCUAAUGACGAUAUUUCCAAUCAACAAUCAACUACCAGGGAUGAAUCUAAUAUGACUACUAUUAGUACAGUCAGUGAUACUGAUCUACAACCUAAACUCAAAGAAAUCACUCCAGUAGUUCACAGUCACUACGAUCACGAGUUUUCUCCAUUUUGGUUAAAGGACACGGAUAUUGGGGAAGGUCGUGUGCGUUACCUAAGUCCUGAAGAGGAUCGUUUUUGGAAAGAAUUGAUUGCAAAAUAUCUUUUUCCCUUGGAGAACAACGUUGAUCAUCAAAAGAAAAUAAAAGUAGAUCUGAAAGAAUUGAGGAACAAGAUGUGCCUUAUGUUUUAUAUACUUAACGCCUUGUUUAUAGUCAUCAUCUUCACACUACAAUACACGAACGCAAUCCAGGGUGGGGACGGUCUAGCUAUCCCAUUGCCGUGCUACACUGUUGAUAAAUCUCGAAAAUUAACACUCGAACCAAUUUCCAUGUUGUUCAUGAUCGUGUUCGGAGUAUCACUUCUUAUCCAAUUCAUUGCUAUGUUCUUCCACCGAAUGAGCACCUUCCUUCACAUAAUUGCUUCCACGGACGUCAACUGUCUCAAAAUGAAUCAGUCAGAGCUUGCGGCUAUGGACGUGUCCGAUAAGCUGGAAUUGGUUCGUCAAAUGCAAAGUUACAACGAAGACGAUGAU